CCCGGUUGGGAAGAGGCGACCGACUACGAUGGGAAGUUGUACUACAUUGACCACAACACCAAGCAGACGAGCUGGGUCGAUCCCCGCGACAGAUUGUAUCUUCAGUGUUACUUCUUGAUGUAGCCACUGAUACAGAAGGGAAAUAUCUGCAUGUUGGAAGUGAUGCUACAGACGGCCACAAAUCUGAUCUCUUACUGCCAGAAAUGAUUUGAGAAAAGUUUAGAAAAACUUAUACUUGAAGGAAGGUUAAUGAUGGGAAACUUUAUGGAGGAAAAUCAUUUUACUAAAAAGGGGAUGCUAAAGCAGAUUUAUUUAUGGACCAAACCCCUCUCCUUUGGCGAUUGUGUAGGAGAUGAGUUGCCUUUGGGUUGGGAAGAAGCUUUUGAUGCACAAGUUGGAAUCUAUUACAUUGAUCACAAUACACAGACAACACAGGUAGAAGAUCCUCGGGCUCAGUGGCGUAGAGAACAGGAGCGCAUGUUGAAAGACUAUCUGAUCGUAGCACAAGAUGCACUAACUGCCCAGAAGGAAAUUUACCAAGUAAAACAACAGAGAUUAGAACUGGCCCAACAUGAAUACAGGCAGCUAAACGAUGUCUGGAAGGAUAAGUCUAGUUCACAGACCAGCUUGUUUUCUGGCUCUUCGUCUAGUGCUAAGUAUGACCCUGACAUUCUCAAGGCGGAGAUUUCAACAACAAAGUCUAGGGUAAGAACACAUGUGAAUAAAUUGAAAAGAGAGUUGUCUCAUAUGAAGCAGGAGCUUCAGUACAAAGAACAAGGAUUUGAAACUCUGAAAGCAAUCGAUCUAAAGAUGUCAGGAACUCAGGGAGGAUACAAACUUGAUGAAGCACAGGCUAUUAUGAAUGAAAUGAAAACCAUCAAAAGGGCUAUUAACUCAGGAGAGAAGGAGAAAAGAGACCUCUUACAGAGUUUAGCCACAUUGAAAGGUGGUUUCCGAAUUGAGACAGGAUUUCGCUCUGAUCUCUCGACCAGUCGUACAUCGUUAUUAAGCACAAACCAAUCUGUUAGCUGCCAUUUCUCAGACGUUGGGUCCCAGACAGAUAUUUCAGGAGAUUUUGUUUCCAGCAAUAAUGCCAAACUGGCUGAGAAGGUGAGACUAAGCCUGCAAUAUGAAGAAGCAAAGCAAAGGAUUUCAAAUAUCAAGAUUGAACUGGCUAAACUUACCAGUGAGGCAUGGCCUGGAGUAUUAGAUGCAGAACGGGACAGGCUGAUACUGAUCAAUGAGAAGGAAGAACUUUUGAAGGAGCUGCAGUUUAUAAAUCCUCGUAAAUGGGCACACAGUGAGGUAGAGCAGCUGGAGAUAGAAAGGAAGCGACUGGCAGAUGAUCUCCAGGCUGCAAGGGACACGCAAAGCAAAGCACUGACAGAAAGAUUAAAGAUGCAUAGCAGGAGAAAUAACUUGCUGAGGGAGUUAGAAGAAGCAACACGUUUAGCCUCAAUGUUGCACUCACAGCUACAGAGUCUCUCAACCAGUACUUUGUCACUGUCAUCUGGAAGUAGUAAAGGGUCAUUGACGUCUAGCCGUGGAUCUCUUGCUGCAUCCAGCCAAGAAUCUUCAAGCUCUGUUAGCUUUACUGACUUGUAUUAUGAUCAUCCAGAACACACAGUAGACUUCGACUAUCAGUAUAAAUUAGACAUCUUGCUGCAAGAGGGCACUUCAGGCAAUAGACCAGCAGGCUCCAUAACUACCAUUCAUGAAAAUGAAGUGGUCUGUUCUCUCAAUGAUUCCUCUUACUUAGACACAUAUGAAACUUCAAGCAAGAUUCAAGCACGGAGGUCUUUGUCUGAGACUCCGAAAUCUCUUUCUUCGCUGUCACCUAGGUCUUCCUUGUCCUCCUUGUCGCCACCCAGCUCUCCCUUGGUAAUAGACCCUCAUUUUAUGGUUCCUUCAGGGGAUCCCCUUAUGAACCAUGUUGGUACAGACAUUGAAGGCAUAGGACUGCUUGCUGAUAUUGCUAACUUUGGUUUACACUUUGAAGAUGUUAAUCAGAUUUCUUCAGGAUCUACACCGCCAAAUAAGAUUUUGUCACCCUCUGUAAAUUUGGAAGCUGAAAUUGGAUCAGAAUCAGGACUUUGUAGCAAUUCGUCAAAAAUAUUGACUGAAGAGUUGGGAAUUUCUACAAAAAGCAAUGAAAGAAUAGAAGAUGCCAGCACUCAAACCGAGAUGUCUGGACCAGCAAUCCAUCGCAAAAUUACUUGUGUUUCUGCAGCUGUAUCGGAUGAGUCAGUGGCAGGUGACAGUGGUGUAUAUGAAGUGGUCAAAAGAUCGUGUGAGAUAGAAGAUGUACUUUCUGAUGAUGAAGUUGAUGCACUAGCUGCUGCUAGACUCCAGAUUGGAAUGAAGUAUGAUGAUAAAAGCAAAAGAUUUGCUAUUUUUAUUAUUCAAUUGAGUAACGUAGCAGCACUAUCAUUACCACAGAACCGUACAGUUUAUAUCCGGGUGGCUGUACUCCCAUGCUCUGAAAAUACGAGUUGUCUGUUCCGCACCAAAGCCUCAGUUGCUGCUGAAAGCCUGAUGUACAAUGAAGUAUUUUGGAUCACCGUUUCUUUUUCUGCUUUGCAUCAGAAGACUUUGCGAGUUGAUGUUUGCUCGGUGGAUAAAUCUCAUCGAGAAAAGUGUUUGGGUGGUGCUCAGAUCAGCUUGGCAAAUGUGAACAGAUGUGGAGAGUGGUCAACACAAUGGUACAACCUGCUUAAUCUACACUACCUGCAGGAACAAUGCAUGAAGCGUACUGCACAAAAUGAAGAUUCUCUUCAGUCAGAAAAUAAACUCACCACAGCAGGAAAAAAAGAUUCUGUGUCUGCGCUCCUCGAACAAACGUUUGCAGAGCUGGAGGUAGUGGAGUGGCAACUAGGAAAGAAAAGAAAUUUGUUGACCCUAGAAGAGGAAAGACCAAGCGCACCAGUGAGGGAAGAUGAGUACAAUGAGAAAGAAAUUAGCAAGGAGGGAGAGCAAGAACAAGAAGACAAUGAAGAAAUACCAUGGGAAAAUGAAGGCAAUGUUAAGAAUACCAAUGAGCAGACUGAUAAUCAGUCAGUACUGGCGGCAGUUGUUGCAGUGAAGUUUGAUAAAGAAACUAACACUGAGGAGACUGAGACAACUACAUUUGCAGUGCGUCCAAAGGAAAGAAGAACUCAUUCGACUCAACAGAGCCCUUUUGUGAGAGGCAGUGCUAUUAUUCGUUCAAAAACCUUCUCUCCAGGUGCACAGAAUCCUUAUGUAUGCAGGUUAAAUCGAAGUGAUAGUGACAGCUCAACAUUAGCCAAAAGGCAGCCCUUUGUUCGGAAUGCCAUGGAACGACGCAGUUUGCGAAUGAAAAUGCCUUCAAUCAGAAGGGUAGGAUCAGAAAGGCUGAUGCGAACCUCUUUAGAUUUGGAAUUGGAUCUACAGGCAUCAAGGACCAGGCAGCGCAGGCUAACACAGGAACUUGAUAUCUUGAGGGACCUGAGACGACAAAUUGAUGAGGCCAAAGCCAGAGGAGAAACUGAAUUGCCUCAGUGGGUCAAAGAGGAUGAGAGGUUUCAAAUCUUGCUAAAGCAAGUUGAAAAACAGGCGGAGCAAACAAAAGAACAACAGAAACACGAGAGCAAAGUUCAAAGGCUUAUGAAGAAAACAUCAAAAGAGGUGAACAAGUUACGAGAAGAGCCCCUAGAGAUGCAAUCAUUCUGGGAGAAGAUGGCAUUUUUUACACGAGGCAAGGGAGGUAUCAUUCCACUACCAGCUGAUGAUGUAUGAUUAGCACAAAGCCUUUUAAUUACUUGCAGUAUAGUCUCUUACUGCUGAUGUCUUGUAUGAUUUAACUGAAAUUACAUAUUGUGAUGGUACAGAUAUAUUUUGUAAAUUUAGAGAACUGUUUUUGAAGCCACUGCAUUGUUCGAAUGUAUACAAACCUACACUUCAGUUAUAUGUUGAACUCUUGUAGAGGCAGUGUAGCAUAGAUUAAUGUUAAACUAAUCUGUACAGUUUAUAUUUCAAGUUUUGUAAAAAAGAAAAAUAAUGACAUCAAGAACAAAAUCUGUUGAAAAUACUUUCAAAAAGAAAUGUUGCUUUCAGCUUAUUGUACAGUAAAUAGCUUUUUAAAUGUUAAGCUGCAAUAGAUGAGUUGAGGCACUAAUUAGAAACUGUGAUUAAGUAACAUUCAGUAUUGUUUGUGAUGUCAUUGUCUUGAGGUACGUCAACAGAAGUUCUCUAUUCUUCUAUCAAAAUAGUCUGUUAUCUAAUAUUGAAAACAAAAUCCCCUUCAUUUUCACAAGUAUAUAUUUGUAAAACUUAGGAAAAUUUACUUCUGGAAAUAAUGUUGAGUAGUUUUUAAACAAUGUGUAUUGUAAAUGUGUGCAGGUUGAAUGAUCUUUAUUUAAGGGAAAAAUCUAGUUUUGACACUGAAAGGCCAGUUUUCCAGGACCAAGUAAAUGACAGUUACAGUUUCUGUAACUAGCUUUGUUUACUUUGCAUUCUUCUUGCUGAAGCUGGGAAGAAUGGGAAAGUCUUAACAAUGUUUGUUCUUGCAUAAGAGCCAAUACCAGUUUGAAUGGCAUCAGGUACCUCUCCUGCACUUAAGUAAUGCUAUGUGCCAACAGCCAUUGGUAACCAAACGUUAUGAGUACAGAAAAUUUUGGCAUCAAUAAACAUUUUUGAGUAAUGCUGCUAAUAAUAUUAUAUUUUUAAAAAUUGAAAUGAGACAGAUUUAUUAAGGACUUUUUGUUUGAGCUGAUCAGGAAGUGAUGCUUACAGAGUACAAGAUAUUCAUAGCUGAGAAACAAUGGAAAUUUCUGAAGAAACACAUUUUGUCAAAGUUUCCAGUCUUGCACUGAUUAUUUGUAAGAAUUUGCAUUCAGCAGCAAUAUUAGCUGCCUCUAGUCAAAAUGACAUUCUGCAUACAACGUAAAUGAGUAAACUGAAAGGAGUUUCUGUGCCAUCGUAAUGCUAGAAAUGCAAGCAAAUGGACAAUUGGAUCAUAUCAGGCAGUAUGUUCCUUUGGUUGGCCACAACAAGAAAGAUGCUGACUUGUAACCAACCAGUCUGUACUCGCAAAAUUCAUAGCACAAUGUCUAACUUUGGAUGUGAUUCCGUGAUUGGAUAAUAUUUGCUACACCAAUCUGAGUGUGCAAAAAAUUGUAAUCCCAACCAAGUUGAGAUGGUCAGCCGGACUCAAGAUGUGACACUGUUACGUGUAGUGAAAGUAACACAUAUUGAUGCACAGGGCCCUGUUCUUUGGAGACAGAAAGAAUACGUACAGAAACUGCCUCAGUUUCAACUGAACAAAAUGGGUGACGGCUAUUUUUAGGCAAUUCCUUGAUUAAUCAGUUAUCCUGGCCUGCUUAAAAUUUGAACAGAGGUUGGCAGUUUACUGUCAGUUGUCAUUAACUUCAUGGAUAUGCCUUAACCAAUCAGAAUCUACUGACAACCAAAUCAGCACUCUUCCCAGAAAUUUUCAAUGUUCUUUUCCCUUUCUUUGAAAAUUGUCCUGAUGCAGGCAAGAUGACAACCUUUAGCAAUAUUUGUGUUCUGUACUAUCAGAUAUUUAAACAAUGGAAGGUAAGACAGUAGCUAAACUAUGCAUAACGCAUCUGUGAGUUUAGUUGGACAGUCUGAUUUUAUUUCUGUCACAUGUACCAAGGUGCAGUGAAAAGUGUUGUCUUACAUGCUUACAGGCAGAUUGUGCUAUACAUGUGCAUUCGGGUAACAGAACAAAGCACAGGAUACAAUAUUACAAUUGCUGAGAGGGUGUAGAGAGACAGAUCAACAUUAAUAUGGGAACAUGGGCAACUGAAAAUUCACUCCCUUGUAUGCAUGCUGUUUAGGCAUUCUGUCCUUGCCAAUUUUACACCACAUUUCUAUUUUUUAACCUAUAUCAUAUUAUGGAGCAUUAAAACGCUAGAGGCCAUGAAGUGGGGGAAUAAUGAAAACUGUGGCAGUGUAUGAUUGGGUGAUCCUUCUAAGUCUUUCAGAAUGGUGUUUUUCUUGAGAAUGAGGGAAGGGGUGGUGGUGGUGACUGAAAUAACUCCAUGAAGGCCGGCAUCCCGUCACCAAGUCACCCUUUAUUUAAACUUGCAUAGUACAUGAUCCUGACGCAAAGUCAAUUCCUAGAGUGAAUGGAACCCCUGAUGCUCCUGUUUAUAUCUGUCAGCCAGGACUCUCUGGUUGGACCAGGUUAACAGCCCUAUCAUUCUGAGAUCCACCUGGUUGACCUCAUUCCAGUCACCACAGUGAUGGGGUUAUCAGGCUAGGAGUUUUUGAUGCCCCCUAGUAUCCGAUCAAAUCCCAAAUCCCUUUCAAAACUGUCCGGAAUCCUUCUCCCAUCUUCACCCCAGGCUGUUACCUGUACACAGAAGCAAAAUCUGGGUGAUAUGGCAUUCCAGAAGCUUUAGCCAGAGAUGCAGAACAGGCAACAAAAUUCCAGGACGUUCAGGACAACAUUUGGUCACCUGUAAUAUGGAUUUUUGGACUUGUAUCCUCUUUUUAAUUCACGGAAUGAGUAUAGCAGGUUAGACCAGCAUUUAUUGGCCAUCCCAAAUUGCCGUUGGGAUGACGUUGGUGAGCUGCCUUUUUGAACCACUGCAGUCCAUAUGGUAUAGGCACACUUCCAGUGCUACUAGAGAGUUCCAGAAUUUUGAUUGUGAAUAUACUGACCUCAUUCGCUGCACUUUGGCUAAUUCAGGGAUUUCAAACUGAACUUACUUCUAGCCCCAGAUUCCAUAAGUGCAGUUAGAACUGGCCCACAUUGUAACAGUAUUGAAUAAAUUGCCGUUUGACUUGCUAAGGAUCUGAUUGUUGAAACUCCCCCUCCAAAUGUUUGCAAUGUACAAUUGCCAGUGCCACAACAGUGUCACACAUGCAGAGACCCUACAGACAUAUCAUUGUGUUUGGUGUUGUUAUGUCAUCAGCACAGGGUGUGCACGUAACAAACCUAUGAUAUCUUUGCACUGUGCAUGUGCAUAAUGGAAAACAUGCUGAUUCAUCUGAAAAUAGAGUGCUGCACUGGUGUGGAAUUCAAAAUAAUGGCUUUAACUAGAGAAUGUUAAUGAUGCACACACAAAGAAAAAAGUACAGGCAAAUGAAUGCAGUUGAAAUUGAUAACGAUGGCAGUAUCAAGCCUCUUGCUACAUCUGCAAAAUUUUAUUCGUAUUUAGUUGUGAUUUGCACAAUUCUUGUAAUUUAUUUGUUGUUUUGUAGUAUUGAUUAAACAUGUAAUUAAUUAUUCAUUCCUUUUGACUUUACUUGUUCCCUGAUGUUCAAUCAUACCCAAUUCCGUGUUGCUUUUGGAAAACUGGAGAUUGAGACCUUUGAUGAGCUGACCUCUAAACUGGAGAUCUUUCAGAGUUUGCAAGGGAGUGCAGUGCCUUUCCCACAUCUCUUCCAUAUCAAUGACCUCUGCUACCUUCAACACCUGCACCCCUUGCUACCUCAGUCACCACAUCCCCUUGACCAUUGUUCCCUCCCUCAUGCCUCUUCAACAACAGCUCUUCACCUCACACUCCCCCCUCCAACACACCUCCCCCCUCAUCAUCUCUCUCAGCCUGGAUCAGGAGCAGAUUCUUGAUUCGAUAUCACACAACAAUGCAGUAAACUUCAAACCUAAUUCCCACCUGCUACCCUUAUCGGGAUUGUUGAUUUAAUCUGUUUAAGUAUGCUGAUUUGCUGCCAUGAUUUUUCUUCUGAACUGGCAGCCCAUUUCACAAAGAGCACUUGUAGAGUUUCAGAGGAAAAUUAACCUGCACGCUAUGUGGUGUCAGCAUUUCCUUAUCUGUACCAAAUUUCUCACCAUAAAACAGUGCUUUCUGAUUCAUUAUUUUUACUGUGAUAUAGCAUGGAUAAUUUAGUGUUAGUAACUAACCAUUUCCUGAAAAUAGAAAGCUUAUAAGUCAGUCCAAAUACACCACUAACUGCCUCAUUUAUGGCAUUACUCAAAAGCACAAAUCCCAAGAAGUUAUAUUUUGUACUUAAUGCUGUGCACCACGUUAUUAAAAUGUAUGCAUUUUGAUGCUGUUACUGAAUUGGAAUAAGCAUAAACAAAAGGAAAUACCAGAUUUUGUAAAAAUGAUGACUGAUACAUUUUAUGGCUGUUGGCACUAGUGUUCACACUGCAAUACUGGCCAAACAGAUUUCCUGAAUCACUCAUAUUUUAACUGCAGCAUGUAUAUCAUUUCAACUGAUUAUCUAAUAAAUUCAUAGUUUAGUUGUGACAUAGUUGAAUAUAAGUAGUCUAUUCUAAAUGAUGCAAAAAAGUUCCAAUUUACAUACAUAAAGAAUUCACAUCAAUUCAGAAAAGUAGAAAUGGUGAUAAAACUACUGAAGUAGGGUAAUAUUGGACUUGAAAUGUUAAUGCUUUCUCUCUCCACAGAUGCUGUCAGACCUGCUGACUUUACGUAGCACAUUCUGUUUUUAUAUGUGAUGAAACCACCUUUGUGCCACAACUUUAUUAGUGUGCUUUUACCUCAGAGUUUGCAUCAGAGAGAGGUACAUGCUGCCAUUAUGAGGCAGCUAUCCCAUAUAAUGCAGGAAGAAUGCUGUCCAUAUCAGCAAUUGUGUUUUUUAUAGCCUGUUAUUCAAUUUAUUUUCAAAGUUAGUUUUGUGAUCAUUGAAGUUUAAUUCUGUUUUCUGUUUAAGUGAUGGUAUGAUGAAGUUAUUAAGGAGAACUCAACCUUUUUUCAAAACAAAGGUUUUAAAUUUUAACAGUUUACAUGUGUUUUGGACUACAUGUCCUGUUUCCAUGAAACAGUAAUAUAAUGUGCUCACAUCAGAAAGGAAUCUCCAUUCUUUUUGCUUUCACAGUGCGUGUUUUGGGCUGACUGAUUUAUUUCCAGUACAUUAAGGCCAAACUCAAAAAUUUCUGGUGUUUCAAUUAGCCCAAGUCUUUAAUAAAGUAAAAUGCUGUUCAAUUUUAAGUAUGUAACUGAUCAUUCAUCUUCUUAAAAAUUGGCUGGAUAUCCUUCAUAACAACUUAAAACUUAGGGAUUUUAUUGACCUUAAAUGUGUUUCUUUUUCUUUUUCUAAACUUAGUGUAUCAUAAUUAGAUCCUUUUUGCUACCCACGUAGCCAGACUGAAUCCUAUUCUUAAAGUGACAGUUUAUCUCCAUUAAUCUAUAGAAUGAGUGCCUCUUUUUUUUUUACUGGCCUGUUAAAUGAAAAAUUCAAAUUGAUGUUGUGUUCCAAGUCCUUGUUUAGGUUGGUGAAAGGAGAUUGAAGCAUAUCUUAGUUCCACAAAUUGAUAUUUUGACGUCCAAUGUAUUGGAACAUUCAUGCAAACAUUAUGUUUCUAACAAAGUUAAGGCAUUUUACUUGAUUUUAACAGAGAGGGCAAGACUUUAAAAAAAUAGGAUUGACACAAUAUAGAGACUCUUCUUCAUGUUUCACAGUGGGUUUGAAGUUGUUACAGAGAUAGUAGGAACUGCCGAUGCUGGAGAAUCUGAGAUAACACGGUGUGAAGCUGGAUGAACACAGCAGGCCAAGCAACUUCAGAGGAGUAGGAAUGUUUGACGUUUCGGACAACCCCAAACAGCAAACUUUCCUGAUCCUCUGAUGCUGAUGGCCUCCUGUGUUCAUCCAGCUUCACAGUGUUAUCUCAGAUUCUCCAGCAUUGGCAGUUCCUACUAUCUCUUUGACACAUAUGUGUUUUUGAGUAUAUACAAAUGUAAUGAAAUUGUGGUUUUAUAUUAUCAACUUUGGAACAACUUAUGAUUGCUUAGUUGAAUUAUGACACAGUGAAGCAAGGAAAUAUAUGAUUACCAUGUUUACAUUGUGUGUGCAAGAUAAUGUUUCAUAUCAGUUGAUGAGACAUUGCAGUUCUAUUAAAAAGCUAGCUGGACAGAUAGUUGAUGAGGUAAGAAAUUACCCCCAAAAAAAUUCACAGCUUUGUUACAAAUUACCAUCCAUUCUGUACGUAAUUAUUUCUGUUUAAUCGUACAUUUACUUAAAAGGCAACAUUUUGAAUGAAUUAGAUCAUUAUCAGUUUUCUGUCGUAUGUUCCACAUGCAAAUCAGAAAUGAUAAAAAUGUGAAUUCCCUUUGUAAGGAAGAAUCUUGACUUAAAUAUUAAGUGUCCUGACCAAUGUUCACCCCUGUAUAUCUGCUAUCAUUUAUAUUUGAAUGUUUUUCUUCCAAACUGCUGAGCGUAGCAUUGUGCUGUAGAUUCUACAGGGUUUACCCAAAAGUCCCGGCAGUAAUUUUCCAUAUUGGUGUAGCAGAAGCUACUAUGUAGGACUUACUACUUGGAUUUUCACAUUGCUAUAUAAUCUUAGAUCAUCUCACGCCUGUUAAUUUUUGAUCAUUGUGUGAGACAGUGAAUUUCUGCACAGGACAGCAUAUAUACAGAUCAUGACACUUGAAAGGAUUUGCGCUUGUGAGUUGUCAAAAUUUAUCACCUUUUUUAAAAAAAAGUUUCAAGUUCUCCCAUAAUUAAAACAUUAAAGGCUGCUAUUUUAUAUUUGUGUCACAUAGCUUUCUGAUAUUAUGCACAAUAGUAUUAACAGUAGUAAAUCAUAUUCUUGAUUUUUGUAGUGGUUAUUUGUUCAUUCUUAUUUAUUGUCCAAUAUGUGAAUUUGAUUGGAAUUUAAUUUGUUAAUGUAUGACGUGGGAGGAGAAAGGGGCUAGAAUUUUAUACUGAACUUUUGUUUCAUUUUGCAUUUGCUGACAAUUGUAGUUAAUACCACACAAACAGCUGAUAACAGGAUGAAGGCACAAUUUCCAGUUGGCAGAGGAUGAAAACCAAAGUAGUAUCCUGAAAUAAAUUUCAUUGUUUGCCUUCAGAAUUCAUUGGAGAAUAUUAAUUACAAGGAAGAGGUUAUGUUUCCUUUCCUGGUUGUCAGUUCAAUAUAAUUUGUGUUGUGCGGAAAAUCCUUUUUGAACCUUUUGUCUGCCAUAAUGAUAGUACAAAGCAGAUGAAAAAUGUGUGCAGAAGAAUGGAAGUUCUGCCAGACCUGAGUUUCUGUAACAAUUUCUGUUUGUGUUUCAGACUCGCAGCAUCCAGAGUUUUUCAUUUUAUUAUGCCUUUCUCCUUCAUUUGUUUGUUUGGCAUCAUCUUAAAUACAUUUUUGCUAUUCACUUCAACUGCUAUUGCUGCUACAUUCUAACCACAAAGACUAGAAAUCCAUACUGUUUUGCUUUUGAAUCCAUUAAUCAAAUUUUAUAUUGUUAAUUGGAGGAAUCUUGGCCAGAAUAAUGAGGUUCAUUGUGCUCUUUAAUACUGUGCAAUCUUUAAUAUUCAUUUCAAUCACUGGAAAAGGUGGACCAGAAAGGUAAAUUUGACAUUCUUGCAUUUGUCCUGGUGAGUGUAAGACUAAACCUCAACAACAUCUCUCUCUUCACAGAUAUAGAAGUAAUAAGCUGGAUAAAUUUAACAUUUAACAUAAUACAUGUUAGUGCUCCACUAGGUUGUCAGUUGUAACUGUCAGUACAAGAAGAUAGUGAGGCCUUGUUCUGAAUCCAACAUAUUACUGCAAUUUCACAUACCUAAAGUCUGCCUCUAAAUAACUGCAAAUACAUCCUUUUUCAUCUUCAGUUAAUCGGUGGUCAGUUUUCAUGAAAUACUGGUCCAUAAAUUGUGGGGAAACACUUCCCUCAUAUAUCUAAACUUUCUCCUUCAUUCCUUCUGCAUUUCUCAAAUCUUGUCCCAUAUUGCAACAAUGACUCCCCUGCCUAAUAUUUUUGAAUUUGCACUGCUGUGUAAUUGAGGUAUAACUAAUUCCUCCAUAAAUGAAACUAGACAUCCUUGUGACCUAUAAGAAUUACUAAGUGUUGAGUUGAUUUCCAAUUUUCAGGUCAUUUUACGUUCACUGUGCAUGUGACAACACAAGAGAAAAGCACUGUUGCAAUACCAGGCCAUAAAUAUAACACCAGCAGAUUGUGUUCUUGUGAACAUGAUAUCUUGUGCAAUUUUUCUUUGUCUAGACAAAGAGGCAAUGUUAUUGAAAAUAUAAUGGUAUGUAGCAAUAACACCACCACCUUUUAAACAAUCCUGCUUUCCCAUUUUUCCACUGAUAACACUCUUAUAGCAAUUUUCUUUGGUUGAAUAGUCAAGUUUAAGAAGUACAAGUUUGAGAUUGAAGUGUUACAAAGUUUUACACCUUGGCUUAAGGGAUCUUAUUCAGAAGUGACCUAAAAAUCUCACCAAUGAUGAACAAUGUUGUGCUGUAUCAUUUUAUUAGUAGCAUUAUAGAUUCAAUUUUAUUGUGAAUAGUGGAACACUUUACAAAGAACUGUUACCUGAAAUACUCGAUCACAUUUCGAUUGCUGCGUUUCCUUACUCUAAUGUACCAGGAUACAAUUACUGGAAAAAAAAGACUGUAAAUUCAGCUAUGAUUUCUGACAAGAGCUCGCAUUUCUAUUGCUGUGUGACUGGUUAUAUCUGACAUCACCAAAUGAAGAGACUUAUCAUGUAGUCGCUCUUCCUGUGGUGAAGAUCAUUGCAUUAAAAUCAAUGUGAAUAUUUUUCGGCAGCUGUUUCCCAGUAUAAUGAAGAAGGUCCCUUCAUCUAUUUCUGUUCUUACCUUUUAGAACAUUUCCAGCCUAAACUUGUUUCAGAUAAAGUUUUUGGUCAGGAUUUUCAGUAUUCAUACUGCACAAAGUCCACAUGUUCACGUACCACUUGUGUUAUGUAAUGAAUAUGAACUUUAACCUAAUUUAUUUUGUUUACAAUUCUUCAACGAAUGUGGUGACCAUACUUUGACAUUAUUCCUUGUUGUUUUAACACCAAUUCGUAAAAUUUAAUUCAUAAAAUGCAGGGUUGUUUAUUAUAGAAAUUGAAAUCAUUGUACUUUCCUUCAUAAGAAAUAAGAUGUGAACCCUAAUUUGCUGAUGUAUAAUUUGAAUUGUCUUUGUGUACUGCUUUAAUCUUAGAGUCAUGGCUUGUUAUCAGAUUGAAGUUGUAACAACUGACAAGGCCUGACAGUUGUGAACAUGCCACACAACCAGCAAUGAAUGACCAGCAUUUUAAUCGUGAUCAGAACUUUAGAUCUGUAAAUAAGUGUAGCUUACCUUCCUUGUAUGUGAUGGAUUUGAAUGCUGUCUGGUGUUUUAAACAUUGUUCUUCAUCAAUUUUUUUUUGAUUUUUAAAU
Messenger RNA from Stegostoma tigrinum, 13072 nucleotides. RefSeq names its product protein KIBRA-like. Gene Ontology annotation, biological process: cell migration; negative regulation of organ growth; regulation of DNA-templated transcription. Bases 250 to 3756 code for a protein of 1168 amino acids. The record is from RefSeq and is a predicted model, not a curated record. Gene Ontology annotation, molecular function: kinase binding; molecular adaptor activity. Lineage: Eukaryota; Metazoa; Chordata; Chondrichthyes; Orectolobiformes; Stegostomatidae. The transcript has 24 exons. Gene Ontology annotation, cellular component: cytoplasm.